Equus caballus (horse) is the source of this 2068-nucleotide messenger RNA. The record is from RefSeq and is a predicted model, not a curated record. NCBI's taxonomy places the organism in Eukaryota, Metazoa, Chordata, Mammalia, Perissodactyla, Equidae.
ACUCAUGUAUACUCACACGCACUCACAUGCACACACUUUUAUGCACGCUCUCACUCACGUACGGUCACAUGCACAGUCAUGUAUGUGCACUCCCAUUGACGUAUACUCACACACACAUACACUCAUGUAUGCACGCCAUCACUCACAUAUACUCACAUGCACUCACUCACAUAUGCACGUUCUCACUCAUAUACUCACACGCACACACUCAUGUAUGAGUACUCUCACUCAAAUAUACUCACACACAACACACCUGCUCACACACACUCAUACGCAUCCACACUCUCACAUGCACAAACUCACACACAUCCUCACUCAAACACACUCACACAACACAUUCAUGAUGCACAACACUCAACACACACCCACACAUCUGUGCUGACACACUUGCACACAUUCAUAUGCUCUCAGUGCACACAUCCUCACACUCGCAUCCUCACUCUCACACAUCCUCACACACUCAUAUGCUCACACACAUGCUCACACUCACGUAUCUACUCACACACGCACACUUGUGUACUCACACGCAUGAGGGUGUGUUCCCAGCAGCACCCACUCCCGGGGGGUUUGUUCUCAAGCUGCUGACACAGCGUCGGGCGGGGGGAGCUGAGAGAGGGGCUCACCCCAAUGGUGAGAGCAGGAUGGCAGGCGCCCCUCUGGUCCUCGCCCCGCCGGGAAGAUGGGGACACUGUCGGCCCAGGCGCAGCUGGACGGAGGCCUGCGGGCUGCGGGGCAUGUGGCUCCGAGAGCUGGAAGGUGGGAAGAGCAGGCCUCCCUCCUGCCUGGAUGUGGGUCCCUGUCACAAGCAGCCUGGGCCCAUCCUGACUUCCCCAGCUUCUCUUUUUGUUUGUAAUUUAAGCUGCCGUUUGGGGAGGGCUCACCGCGUGCGGGCGCCUCGCCAGGAGCCCCGCUGGGCCCCCUCCCAGCUCUCCGAGGCGGGUACCCCGCUUCGCUGGAGAGCCAACGGAGACUCAGGCCCCGGUGGCCUGGUCGCGAUCGCUCUGCUGGGCCCUGCUCCGCCGCCCGGCUCCCAGGCUCUGCCGGCUCCAAGCUGCGCCCGGCGGCCGCCCCGCACGCCUGUUCCUGGGGACGCCAGGGGCUCACCCUCCCCCUCCUCCGCACACACGCCCCAGCCCAGCCCUGCGCAGAGAGGACGGGGGCUCCCCGUCAUCCGUACUCACGGGCCACACGCCCCCCAAACGGCACGGCCCAGACUGACUCCAGCGCAGGAGAAAGAAGGGCCCCUCCCCCCACCACCCCGCGCGACCUCCAGGAUCUCGGCCAAGAACAACGCAGGCCGGCAAGGACACCCUGGCUGGUGAGACCGGGAGCUGCGUUUUCAAGGAGACGGCCCGAAUCGUCUCUUGCCCGUGCGGCUGCAAGUCAUAAAAUGAGAGGAUCUUUCUGAAGGGCGGCGUGAUCAGAUCUUUCAAACGCCUUUCAAACGUGCACGCUGGGGUGUAUCCUCCAGCCCAGGAAUUCCACCUCCAGGAAAUGUAUCCCGAGGAACUAUUCAGACAGGCCCACCCUCCUCAUGCUCUCCACCCAAUGAGCUUCCAGAGGGGAGGCCACGAUCCAGCUCUCGGCCAAUCAGCACGCUGCAUUCCUGGCCACAGUGAUUGGUUCAAGAUUUCAAUCUGGAGCCCCUGGAGCGCCCAGCACCCAUCUCCAGGCCGAAAGGAGAGUCCUUUAGACUGCCACAACUCCAAGAAAACAGAAUAAAAGGCCGAGGCUGAGAAGGGGAGUCCUGAUCACGUGUUCGCAUCUGGAUCAGGCCUUGCCUGAAGCAACCCCUGGACUGUGUAGUUAUGAAAGCCUAAAAUUCCUGUUCUGCUGAAGCAACGUUGGGUUGGGUUUUCUAUUACUUACAACCAAGAGAAUCCUAAGUGAUACACGGCAGGGCUGUCCAGAUACACCCCCGGAUGACUGACUGGGCCUCCUACUGCUCACGUCAAAAGCUACAGACAAAGGGUGCUGUCUGAUCCCGUAAGAGUCUGCCCUGUCCCUCCUCUCUGAGGCCCCGCGCCCCCCUGGCUGCAAGUUUGUCUCCCCCACCCCGCCCCGCCCC